CUUUGUGAUAUUUGGUCACAUAAUUUUACGGCACUAUUGUUUGAAAUGUCACUUUUAUCCCGUGACACUAUAAAGCCCGGCGCUGAAAAAGCAAUUUCUUAUGAAAUUUACUCGGCUAAUCAGGAACAUUCUGAUGAAUCAAUGAAAUAA
This is a messenger RNA of Racocetra persica, 150 nucleotides long. NCBI's taxonomy places the organism in Eukaryota, Fungi, Glomeromycota, Glomeromycetes, Diversisporales, Gigasporaceae. The record is from the annotation of a GenBank genome assembly.